CCCACCCCUGUGGUCACUUACUCCAAAGGCCCAGACCUUCAAAGUGCAGAGACCCAGCCACCGCGCCUUUCUUUUUGCCCUGAGAAAGGAGAAGAAAUGAAAGUGGGGGGUGUUCCCAUCACUCCCCAGAAGGAGUGUGCCUGGGUCGCGAUCUGCAGGGAUGGGAGGCUGCUGGCUGUUACCCUCCUGCUGUCCCUGCUGUCCAGCGGCCUCACGGUGGUGUCCUUAUACCGGUUUGCUGCUCUGCAAGCAGACCUGAUGAGCCUGCGCAUGGAGCUGCAGGGCUACCGGGGCGCACUGGCACCAUCCGCCCCGGGGGCUCCAGGGGCCACCGAAGCAGCCAAACUCCUGGCACCGGCGGCUCCGCGAGCCCACAACUCCAGCAUCGGCCACAGGAACAGACGCUCUUUCCAGGCUCCGGAGGAAACAGUCACUCAAGACUGUCUGCAACUGAUCGCGGACAGUGACACACCGACGAUCCGAAAAGGAUCUUACACGUUUGUUCCGUGGCUUCUCAGCUUUAAAAGAGGAAGCGCCCUGGAGGAAAAAGAGAACAAAAUAGUGGUGAAGCAAACGGGUUACUUCUUCAUCUACAGCCAGGUUCUAUACACAGAUACUAUCUUUGCCAUGGGACAUCUCAUCCAGAGGAAGAAAGUGCACGUCUUUGGGGACGAGCUGAGCCUGGUGACCCUGUUCCGAUGUAUUCAGAAUAUGCCGAGAACACUGCCCAACAACUCCUGCUACUCGGCUGGCAUCGCGAAACUGGAAGAAGGAGACGAGAUUCAGCUGGCCAUCCCUCGGGAGAACGCGCAGAUUUCCCGGGACGGAGACGGCACCUUCUUCGGGGCCCUGAAACUGCUGUGACCCACUCACUGAAUCGUGUGGCCCCUUCGCUCCUCUCCUCCGUACCUCCGAGGGGAACAUGAACAACUGGAAAUACCAAAAGAGGGCGAGCCACCACCAGACCUUUGCUUGUGAGCUGUUUAUUUUGGUUCACUGAGUCUGGUCCAACCCAGGAAAUUUGAGAGACAACCACAAUCAAAGUCUGUCGUGUGAAUGACGAGAAAUGGAGCCCUCAUUCUUAAAGCCAAGACCCGGGAGGCAGGCUGUGCUCCACAGUCUAAGCCAACAUGCACCAUGCCCUCGGGUCUCCUCUGGAAACACACGGUUCAGAAGGCCGGGAGAUUUCCUUAGAGGUGGGCUUUCGUAAUUCGCAGUGAGAAGAGGGUCCGUAUCUGUGGGUCAUUGAAACAUUCAUGCAAAGUCUCAGGAUUUAUCUUCUCUUUUCACAUUAAAUAGACUCUUCUCUUUUCCAGUUAACACUA
Peromyscus eremicus (cactus mouse) is the source of this 1325-nucleotide messenger RNA. RefSeq names its product TNF superfamily member 13b (gene Tnfsf13b). Gene Ontology annotation, cellular component: membrane. Lineage: Eukaryota; Metazoa; Chordata; Mammalia; Rodentia; Cricetidae. The transcript is spliced from 6 exons. Gene Ontology annotation, molecular function: receptor ligand activity; tumor necrosis factor receptor binding. The annotation marks the transcript as partial. The record is from RefSeq and is a predicted model, not a curated record. Gene Ontology annotation, biological process: immune response.